CCCGCCUUAUUUCCGGUCACGUGAGACCGACCGGGAACAGGAACAUGGCGGAAGUUUAUCUCUCGAAGUAAGCCCGAGAAUUAAAAAACAAAACAAAAAAAAAAAAACAAGGAGGCGUCUGGGCUUCAGAUUUGAUCUGCAACCCUAUUAAGGUCUCAGACCCGGCGUUGUUCCAUGGCCUCCACCGUUCCCAAACCAGGCCCUGGCAAUGGCCACCCCAUGAAGGCUCCGCUACGGAUCACUGUGACAUCAGCCAAGCUGAAGGAGAGCAAGAAGAACUGGUUCGGGAAAAGUCUGUACGUGGAGGUGAUAGUAGACGGCCAGUCCAAGAAGACGGAGAAGUGCAGCAACACAAACAGCCCCAAGUGGACGCAUCCUCUCAAUGUGCUCGUGUCACCCUUCAGCAAGCUGAAUUUCCGUGUAUGGAGCCAGAAGACGCUGAAGUCUGACGUGCUCUUGGGCACGGCCACGCUCGACAUCAGCGAGACGCUCAAGAGCAACGACAUGAAGCUGUGUGACGUGAUGCAGAUGUUGCCGCUGUAUGCAAACAAGGAGCAGACGGACGUUGUUGGAGAUCUGUCUGUUUGUCUGAACUGCAUGCAGUUCGACCCGGAAGCGUUCGCUUCUGCUGAGGCUAAUAACAACACCACGACAGACGGAGAGUCGCAGCAGAACGAGGACGUCGGCACGAGGAGGAGCAGAGAGGGUUCUCCGAGUGUGGCGGACGUUCCUAACGGACGUGCCGUCAACGGAACCGGGUCUCCCUCCAUCUCGAAUCGGGGGUCACGACCCCAGAGGCCGCCCAGACCCUCUCGACCGCCGCCGCCCACCCCACGCCGACCGCUGUCUUCUCCGGCAUGCCCCUCUAACGGUUCAGUCACAGACAGCAGCAGCUCGACUCAGCCAGAGACACCGGUGCGGAUCCCUAACGCCACCCCUGACCCCGCCCCCGUCGCCCCUCUGCCCACCCGGAUGCCCAUCACCAACACCGGGCCUCUGCCACCAGGGUGGGAGCAGCGAGUGGACCAGAGCGGCCGUGUGUACUUUGUGGAUCAUGUGGAGAAGAGGACGUCGUGGGAGAGACCUGAGCCUCUGCCUCCUGGUUGGGAGCGGCGCCUGGACCCUUUGGGACGUGUGUACUUUGUGGAUCACACGAGCCGGACAACAACAUGGCAGCGUCCCACUGUGGAGACGGUGCGCAACUACGAACAGUGGCAGCACCAGAGGAGCCAGUUAGAGGGGGCCAUGCAUCAAUUCAACCAGCGCUUCAUCUACGGCGUGCAGGAUCAGGCUGCAGCUGCUCAGAAUACAGAGUAUGACCCACUCGGCCCACUGCCACAUGGAUGGGAGAAGAGAACGGACGCUACUGGCCGAGUGUAUUUUGUGCACCACCCGACUCGUUCCACGCAGUGGGAGGAUCCUCGCACUCAGGGGCUGUUGAAUGAGAAGCCGAUGCCCGAGGGCUGGGAGAUGAGGUUCACCGUGGAGGGGACUCCGUACUUCGUGGAUCACAACAGGAGAACCACCACCUACAUCGACCCGCGGACGGGAAAAUCAUCACUUGAAAACGGCCCUCAGAUCACCUACGUGCGUGACUUCAAAGCCAAAGUUCAGUACUUCAAAUUCCAGUGUCAGCAAAUAGCGAUUCAGCAGCACAUCAAGAUCACGGUGAGCCGCAAAUCGCUAUUCGAAGACUCCUUCCAGCAGAUAAUGAGCAUUAAUCCCCCAGACCUUCGCAGAAGACUGUGGAUCAUCUUCCCUGGGGAGGAAGGCCUCGACUACGGUGGUGUAGCAAGGGAGUGGUUCUUCUUGUUGUCCCACGAGGUUCUCAACCCCAUGUACUGCCUGUUUGAAUACGCUGGCAAGGAUAACUACUGCCUACAGAUCAACCCAGCUUCAUCCAUCAACCCAGACCACCUCAAAUACUUCCGCUUCAUCGGACGCUUCAUCGCCAUGGCUUUGUUCCACGGGAGGUUCAUUGAUACAGGCUUCUCGCUGCCUUUCUAUAAACGUAUUCUUAACAAACCUCUGACUCUGAAAGAUCUCGAGUCCAUCGACCCCGAGUUCUACAACUCGCUCAUCUGGAUCAAAGACAACAACAUCGAGGAGUGUGGUCUGGAGAUGUUCUUCUCAGUGGAUAAGGAGAUCCUCGGGGAGAUCACAACUCACGAGCUGAAACCAGACGGAGGCAACAUUCUGGUCACAGAGGAGAACAAAGAGGAGUACAUCAGGCUGGUAGCUGAGUGGAGGUUGUCCCGAGGUGUCGAAGAACAGGCGCAAGCUUUCUUCGAGGGCUUUAACGAGGUCCUGCCUCAGGAAUUCCUGCAAUAUUUUGAUGCCAAAGAACUCGAGGUGUUGCUGUGUGGGAUGCAGGAAAUCGAUCUGGCUGACUGGCAGAGAAACACCAUCUACAAACACUACACACGCACCAGCAAGCAGAUCGUGUGGUUCUGGCAGUUGGUUAAGGAGAUGGACAACGAGAAGCGAAUGCGUCUGCUGCAGUUCGUCACCGGUACCUGCCGCCUGCCCGUGGGCGGGUUUAAUGAUCUCAUGGGGAGUAACGGCCCACAGAAGUUCUGCAUUGAGAAAACAGGGAAGGAGAACUGGCUGCCCCGGAGUCACACAUGCUUUAACCGCCUGGACCUGCCUCCAUAUAAAAGCUACGAGCAGCUAAAAGAGAAAGUGCUGUUUGCUAUAGAGGAGACAGAGGGCUUUGGGCAGGAGUGACACACACACACACACACACACACACACACACACACACACACACACACACACACACGAUAUAAUACCGUGAUGCAGCACAGAAACAAACUCGUCUAGCAAGCCUGUCUCGUUAGAUCUGGAUAAAUCUGGAAUGAUGAGCGUUUUCUAUUUCACGUCAGCGGUUCUCACUGCCCCCUUAACGCAGGAUUAAAUGCAUUUUACUGGGUCACAGAAAGAAAAGAUUAUCACAUAACCAACAUAACACUAUAUAAACAAAAUUUGUUAAGAGCUGAAAUUAUUCACCUGACUGCUGGGAGUUGUUUAACUAUAAACGUAAUAGACAUGGAUUGGAUUAUGGACAUUUAGUUGUAAUAAAAGUUUAUAACUUUUCACAAUAUAAACAAAAGUUAAAUAAUACGGUGGUUAUAUUGCAAUAUUAUGACUGUAGUCUUUUGGUGAAGCUAACCAGGAUCAGUCCCACAACCUAACAAAGCGUUCAGAGACCGCUGGAGAAAUCGUCUGAAUAUUGCUGUGUUUUGCUAUUAAUGAUCAUGUUACUUUGUGCAGCUCUACUUAUAAAACUCUGAGAAAUGAGGUAACAAACUCAUAGCUCAGUGAUGAUCUGUGUGCUGUGAAUAAUUCUUUUAUGAAGGGACUGAUUUAUUUAACGAUCUGCAUGCAUCUCCUGAAUGGGGAAAGUAAGAUGGAGUCUUGUUCUGAAGUCAUGCUUGGUUCUACCUAGAAACACAAGCUCUCUAAACAAAGCUGUUUUGGAGCAAAUAGAAGCAGAGUUUGUGAUACAGCCAAGAUGAAGGAACAACAUGGACUCCUUAUUGCAAAAUAACUGGCUGGCCUUAGACUCUGUAGUCUGGCCUCUCUAGUCCUAGACCUUGGUUUAGUCUGUCUGUGGACUUUUAGUCCUAUAAUUCUUGUUAGUCUGGCCUCAGACUCCCUAGAUUUAGGAACUAGUCCUAGGAACUCAGUUUAGUCCAGCCUUGGGCAUGCUUUAGCCAAAGAAUUCCUUUUAGUCUGGCCUUGGACUCUCAGUCCUUGAACUGUCUUUAAUCCAGCCUCAGGACUAUCUCGAGUCCUAGAACUCUGUUUAGGCCAGCAUAUAACUCUAUUCCUAGGAGUCUAAAGUCAGUUCUAGGACUAAGGGGCCAAGUACAGACUAAGGUGUGGCCUCAAGACUGUCUUGAGCCCCAGAACCCUUUAGUCCAGCCUCGUACUCUUAGUCCUAGAACUCUCUUUAGCCUGAGAACUCUGCUAAGCCCAGCCUUGGGACUCUGUUUAGUCCAGCCUACAUUUUUUAGUCCAGAUCUUAACAUUUAUGAAUUUAAGACAGCUGUGUUAGUUGUAAUAAAGGUUUAUAAGUAGAGCUGCAUGUGAGCUGUAUUGCUACACAGGGUGCUGAAGUGAACCCUUAAAUGUGACUUGGCAAAAAAAAAAAAAAAAAAAAAAACCCACAACUGUUAUAACCUUUUAUCCCAGUGAACACACCAGUGAGCAAUACAUUUUAAAACUGAAACAUCACUAGUGAAACUUACAUCACACACACACACGUCCAGACUCCUGUAGCAGACUCUGAAAACACACACACACACACACUUCACUGUUCACCUUUUGCAAUAAAAUACUAUUCAUUUCUCACAGGUGGAAAGCGAGUGCUGAUCAUCUGCACUCUUAACGCCCUCUGUUUUAUAGGGGGUUUAUUUCGAAAUGUCUUAGUUUCAUAUUCUGGAGCUCUACUGCAUCUGUGCUGAUCACCGUUUAUAGAUCAUAUUUACAUUUGUAAGAUAUUGUUAUUGUGGAUAAGAGGGUUUUGGAGAAUCGCUGAAGUCUUUCUGAAUCGGUAAAUUCUACAAAAAAAGUCUGUUAUAUAAGCUAGUACAGAAGGGAAUAAGAACAGGGAUAAGUAAGUAUUUGAAAACAGUAGUUAAUUAUCACUAAAAGACAAGACUGUAGCAAUAUUAUGAACUGUGAUAAAACCCGUAAAUAUCGGCACAUGACUAGUUUGCACCCAGAAUAUUAUUGUAGCGCAUUUGAAAUACUGGUCUUUACCACUGGAGUGAUACAGAGUGUCAUAUUCACCAAGAUAUAUGCUGAAUCUGGAUCACUUUAAGCACAAAGAGAUUUGAUAUUUAGAUUAAACCUGAUCCAGAUCAGCACUUGAACUCUUUCAUGCACAACCUGAUCUCUUUAAUAAUCACACAUCUACGCACGCUCUCGCUCUCUCUCUCUCUCUCUCUCUCUCUCUACACGGGAGAGAUAUUAGAAAUGUGUAGCCUGGUUUAUGGGGUGUUUCAUUAGCUUCUUGAAUUCUGGUUCUUUUUACCUUUUGCAGAAUUAAGCACAGUACUCAGCCCCUCGCUGAAUAUAACAGACUUUUGUGAUCAAAAAUAAAAAGAACAGCGUCUUCUGUUUCCUGCUGUAUGUAAACUCACGUUGACGCUAAUGUGGAGUUCUCUUAUGGUUGCUUUCCUAUCAUGUUAAAUACUGGCUACUGAAACUAAACUGUGUAAACUAUACAUCAACUAAAUCUUGUACAUUGUGUGAAUAUUUGAUUAAUUCUCUAUGAAAAAAAAAUCCUUUUACAAGGCUCCUCUAAAGUUUCUGCGCAUUCACUGGUUGAUUUAUAUGUACAGUAAAUUGUGUAAAAAUAAAAAA
Molecule: messenger RNA, 5373 nt
Organism: Pangasianodon hypophthalmus (striped catfish)
Lineage: Eukaryota; Metazoa; Chordata; Actinopteri; Siluriformes; Pangasiidae
Gene: itchb
Product: itchy E3 ubiquitin protein ligase b
Exons: 24
Coding region: 175-2727 (850 amino acids)
Biological process (GO): ubiquitin-dependent protein catabolic process; protein K48-linked ubiquitination; protein K29-linked ubiquitination
Molecular function (GO): ubiquitin protein ligase activity; protein binding
Source: RefSeq, a predicted model, not a curated record